Pyrus x bretschneideri (Chinese white pear) is the source of this 4269-nucleotide messenger RNA. RefSeq lists its product as uncharacterized. The record is from RefSeq and is a predicted model, not a curated record. The transcript is spliced from 4 exons. Lineage: Eukaryota; Viridiplantae; Streptophyta; Magnoliopsida; Rosales; Rosaceae. The coding region runs from base 94 to 897 and encodes 267 amino acids.
UAUUGUUUGUUGUUUACAUCUCUUUCUCUCUCUAGACUUUCUCUCUCUCGUCUCACACCAACUCUCUUUUUAAAAACCCUCCACCCUCUCCUCAUGAACCACAUCUCUCUCUGUUUCUCCGUUUCUCCGUUUCGAUCUCUCUCCUGCGAAACGCAUUCCAGCACUGAGAUCAUCAGAACUUCAGAGGAAAUGGAAUCAGUUUCCGGCGUUGCAAGGCGGCCUUGUUUCAUCGACGAGGACGAUGGGUUGGCCUCGCUGGCUGAUAUGGAAGCCGGGUUUUCCGGGUCCAACCACCCGUUUUAUUCAAGGCCGAUGUGUUUCGCGAGGCGGAGUGGCAGCUUCAGAAACGUUUCUCCAGCCAUGGCUUCGUUUUCUUCGUCGUCUUCUUUUUCGCCGAGAUCUGGGAGGUUCUGUGACGCCAGGUUUGAGGAGCACCACCAACCCCAUUUCUUGGAUGCUUGUUUCCUCUGCAAGAAACCACUCGGUGAUAACAGAGACAUCUUCAUGUACAGUCAUAGUCUGCGAUCCCUCUUUUCCCUCGUAUCUCCUCCACCGUUCCCCGUGACUCUGCCAUCUCUCCUUUCCCCCAUUUGUCUUCCCCGUGACUCUGCCAUCUCUCUAGUCCCUAUCAUCUCUCUCUUUUCCCUCAUUUAUCUUCCCCGUGACUCUGCCAUCUCUCUCUUUUCCCUCAUCUCUAACACUCACUCAAUCUCUAUAAGAAUCCUCAAAACACUCCACCUCUUUCAAAGCAUCCAUUCCCCUCUCUCACACAAUCUCUCUAAGAUCCCGGCGCAGAUCUUCUUCAUCAUCGUCUCAAGGGUCCUCCACCGGGAAUACUUACAAAUUUUUGUACCGAUGGGACACCUAAUAGCCAGACACCACACACAAUUGAGGUGAACAUAAGUCAGCAAUUUUCUGCAUCACUUCAUCCAGCUGCAAGGCUUGUAAGUUUACUUUUAUCCAUCAAAGUCUUGGGCUGUGUUUUGGUCUUAGGGUUCCACAAUCAAGUUGAAAAAUUCAACAACUGGCUAACUAAUAUAAGUUUCUUUUCCAAACAAUACAAGUUACACAAUCAAGUUUUUGUUCAAGUCUAUCGUUCAUAACCAACAACUGGCUAGCUAACUAAUAGUCUAAUAUAAUGGCUAACUAAUAUAAGUGAAUCUACUGUAUUGACGUCACUGCAGCUCUCACUUCUCCUUUAUUUUUCCCAUCCUUUCCAGCUUGUAAGUUGUUUGGUACUUCUUCUUUUUUCCAUUCCAGAUGGACACUCUGCAAAUUGAGUGCUUUAAGUUGCAACUACACCAUAUUAGAAAUACCCAUAAUAGGACUUAGUAAACAUGUUGUAUAAUACCAUCUCACCCACCAUUAUAUACCAAAGAGGCAAAUUAUGAUCACAUCUAAGACAGAACACUAAAAUUGCAAAAAACUAGCUGUAUAAAAAAUUUACCUUACUUCAAGAGUUUCCCAAAUCACCCUACUUUGCUGUAUAUCUCCAAGUGCACUCCCAAAAACCUCGGAAAUGACUUGCUCAAUAUCAUAUCUAUCUCUGCAUUUGUGAUACCCAACUACAGAGAAAAACAAGGUCAAACUAUUAGAUUUAUGUCUAAAAAAACUAAGCAACUAGAACCAGAAUAUAAGAAAAUUGUCUUACCUUGUGCUUAGCAUCCAUGGCGAUAUGCCGGCUAAGUUUCAGGAAAUCGAGCAUAUUGGACCCUUUGUAGUUGGUGUGGUAAUCUCUCACAAGAUGUCUCAACCUUGACCCCGUAAUCUUGUAGUUCAAACGAUGUUUUCUAGUCCAAUGUUAAAGGAUCUCUACCAUGAGAUGCAUACACGUUCUCCAGCUCAAUAGUCACCAACCUUAAGAUAUAACCUUGGAUGCAAUUAACGAAAUUAUGGGUUUCAAAAAAUUUUUGCGUAACUUCAAUUCGUAUGCCAUUCCGUUUUUUGGGUUACAGAAGUGAAGGAUGGUUGAUUAAAUCUUCAAGGCACCUAAAAUAGAAAAAACAAAACAUAACAAUUGAAUUAUUUGUUGUAAUUCUAAUUAAAUGUUAAAUGAGAAAAGAAAAACAUUAAAAUUAAAAUCAACUUACAUAGGAAGUAGCGUCAAGUUAUGUAGCGUUUCAAGUUCAACCAUUGUGCCCUUAUGAUCCAGUUUGUCAAUUACCUCUCGGAUAACGCUCCUAAAACUCACUACCGAAUCAAUAACUGGGUCAGUCCGUUUUGGAAUGGCACAUCUAACUCUACUGGCCACCAAAUACAGUGAGUGCCAACCAAAUGAUGUAGCUGGAUAAGGCUUUUGUUUGAGAUUAUCCACUAUCUCCAUUGUAUUUCUAUCAAUAAAGAAAAGAAAGAAAAAAAAAGUAAAAAGCAGCAACUAGUAUGAUUUAUACAAAUGAAAACACAAAAAAAAAAAAAUAUCACUCACCUCAAUAUCAACUUGAAAUUCGAUGUGAGCAUUUCACUAUCAAUUUGUUUCAACUCAAAUGAACUAUUUUUCACCAAGUGAAAUAAGGUGGAGUCCAUCUCUGUAGAGAUGAUCAAGACUUUGCCAUCCACAAAUUUGAUUAUAUAACUUGGAUAAUUUGAACUUAUUUAACAAAUUUGAUAGGAAGAAGUCGUAUAUAUAUCCAAGUUAUAUGAUCAAAUUUGUGGAUGACAAAGUCUUGAUCAUCUCUACAUAGAUGGAUUCCACCCUAUUUCAGUUGGUAAAGAAUAGUCCACUUGAGUUGAAACAAAUUGAUAGUCAAAUACUCACAUCGAAGUUCAAGUUGAUAUUGAGGUGAGUGAUAUUUUUUUAUUUUGUGUUUUCAUUUGUAUACAUCGUACUAGUUGUUGUUUUUUAGCCUUUGUUCAUUCUUUCUUUUCUUUAUUGGUAGAAAUACAAUGGAAAUAGUGGGUGAUCACAAACAAAAGCCUUAUCCAGAUACAUCCUUUGGUUGGCACUCACUGUAUUUGGUGGCUAGUAAAGUUAGAUGUGUCAUUCUAAAACGGAUUGACCCGGUAGUGAGUUUUAGGAGUGUUAUUCGAGAGGAAAUUGACAAACUGAGUCAUAAGGGCACAAUAGUUGAACUUGAAACGCUACAUAAGUUGACGCUACUUUCUAUGUAAGUUGAUUUUAAUUUUCAUGUUUUUCUUUUCUUAUUUAACAUUUAAUUAGAAUUACGACAAAUAAUUCAAUUGUUAUGUUUUGUUUUUUCUAUUAUAGGUGCCUCUAAGAUCUACUCAGCCAUCUUUCACUUCUGUGGCCUAAAAAAACGGAUUGGCUUACAAAUUUAGAGUUACGUGAAAUUUUUUCAAAUCCAUAAUUUCGUCAAUUGCACCCAAGGUUAUAUCUUAAGGUUGGUGACUAUUAAGCUGAAGAACAUGUAUGCAUCUCACGGUGGAGAUCUUUUAACCUUGGACUGGAAGACAUCGUUUGAGCUACAAGAUCACGGGUCAAGGUUGAAACAUAUUGUGAGAGAUUACCACACCAACUACAAAGGGUCCAAUAUGCUCGAUUUCCUGAAACUUAGCCGGCAUAUCGCUAUGGAUGCUAAACACAGGGUAAGAAAAUUUUCUUAUAUUCUUGUUCUAGUUGCUUAGUUUUUGGGAGACAUAAAUCUAAUAAUUUGACUUUGUUUUUCUCUGUAGUUGGGUAUCACAGAUGGAUAUGAUAUUGAGGAAGUCGUUUUUGGGCAUGCUCUUUGAGAGCAUCUGCAAUCUCAGUAGAAACAAAAAGUUAAUUUUACUACAGCAAAGUAGAAUGAUUUGGGAAACUCUUGAAGUAAAGUAAUUCUUUUAUGCAGCUAGUUUUAUGCAAUUUUAGUGUUAUGUCUAGAUAUGAUCAUAUUUUGCCUCUUUGGUAUAUAAUGUUGAGUGAGAUGGUAUUAUACAACAAGAAGUUUAAGCCCUGUUUGUGGGUUUUUCUCUUGUGGUGUGGUUGUAACUUAAAGCACCCAAUCUGCAGAGUGUCCAUCUGGAAUGGGAAAAAGGAGAAAUACCAAACAACUUACAAGCUGUAAAGGAGGAGUGAGAGUUGCAAUGAAGUUAAUACAGUAGAUUCACUUAUAUUAGUUAGUCAUGAUAUUAGACUAUUAGUUAGCUAGCCAGUUGUUGGUUUUGAACGAUAGACUUGAACAGCAGCUUGGUUGUGUAACUUGUGUUGUUUGGAAAACAAACUUGAAUUUUUCUAUUUUGUUUCUGCUUUUGGGAUUGUAUUGAGUGUGAAAUGGAUUUUGACAAACAUUGCAAGAUUCAUAAGCUUCAAGUGAAUGUACACAGCUUCAUCUA